This is a messenger RNA of Verruconis gallopava, 3546 nucleotides long. RefSeq lists its product as uncharacterized. Gene Ontology annotation, biological process: nuclear-transcribed mRNA catabolic process. NCBI's taxonomy places the organism in Eukaryota, Fungi, Ascomycota, Dothideomycetes, Venturiales, Sympoventuriaceae. Gene Ontology annotation, molecular function: 5'-3' RNA exonuclease activity; RNA binding. The coding region runs from base 267 to 3365 and encodes 1032 amino acids. The transcript is spliced from 3 exons. Gene Ontology annotation, cellular component: nucleus. The record is from RefSeq and is a predicted model, not a curated record.
UGAUGACAUAUCAGUCAGAGCAAAAACCAAAUUACAACCAUAGCCCAAUACGCAUCUCCGCUGCGUUGAAGAUGCUGACUGUGCAUCUAAUAAGCUAUUGAAUUUAAAUCGAGCCACAGUCUCUUCCUGUCACAAGUAGUCGUGCGCGCAUCUAGUGGCGACAAGUCGCAAAGACGCCAACGACCAGCUAGGCGACGACAUUAUUUUUUUUUUGCCUUUCCUUCUCUUGGUCUAUCGUACUAGGCUCGCGACACGCUCUUGUCGUCAUGGGAGUCCCUGCAUUCUUUAGAUGGCUCUCUGCCAAAUAUCCAAAGAUCAUCGCGCCCGUUGUGGAGGAAUUACCUACAACUGUAGACGGCGUGGAGAUACCCGCCGACACUACUCGUCCGAACCCAAAUGGCGAGGAGUUUGACAACUUGUACUUGGAUAUGAAUGGUAUUGUGCAUCCUUGUUCGCAUCCAGAGGAUAGAGAGCCCCCUAAAAACGAGGAGGAAAUGAUGGCUGCAGUGUUUGAAUACACCAACCGUGUCGUCAACAUGGUGCGGCCGAGGAAGCUGUUAUAUAUGGCUGUUGAUGGCGUAGCACCUCGCGCAAAAAUGAACCAACAACGAGCUCGUCGCUUCCGAGCCGCACAAGAGAAACAGGAGGCCGAUGAGAAAAAGGAGGAAUUUCGCCAACUGAUGCUAGGUUCGCAGAGAGCAGAAGCAACCGACGGCGAAGAAACAGACGAGCCUAAGAAAACUUGGGACAGUAAUGUCAUUACUCCAGGCACCCCAUUUAUGCGUCUUCUAGCUCAAAGCCUUCGUUAUUGGGUUGCUUAUAAGCUCAACACAGAUCCCAUGUGGGCUAAUUUGAAGGUCAUAAUUUCAGAUGCAACCGUUCCUGGCGAAGGCGAGCACAAGAUUAUGGAAUUCAUUCGUUCGCAAAGACGUUCGCAAGAGUUUGACCCAAAUACACGCCACGUCAUAUAUGGUCUCGAUGCCGAUCUGAUUAUGUUGGCUCUUUCUACGCAUGAACCUCAUUUUCGUGUUUUGCGAGAAGACGUCUUCUUCCAAGGGGGUCAGCAAAGACCUUGCAAAAUCUGUGGCCAGAAUGGUCACCGUGAGCAACAUUGCCGUGGUGAAGCGAAGAAGAAGGACGGUGAGGUUGAUGAGAAAGCUCGAGCACCUGUGCUGAAGCCUUUCCUUUGGCUUAAGGUCAAUGUUCUGCGAGAGUAUCUUGCCGAGGAGCUGACCGUUCCUCAUCAACCCUUCCGUUUUGACCUUGAACGUGCGAUUGACGAUUGGGUUGCGCUUUGCUUUUUCGUCGGGAACGAUUUCCUUCCUCACCUUCCAAGUCUCGCCAUUCGCGAAGAAGGCAUUGAUAUUCUUGUUGCUGCCUGGCGUGACAAUCUACCGCUAAUGGGAGGGUACAUGACUAAAGAUGGUACUGUCGAACUUUCCCGACUGCAGUUGAUUUUACAGGCCUUGGCUAAACAAGAGGAUGCUAUUUUCAAGAAACGAAAGCAAAUUGAAGACAAGCGAGAGGCAAAUGCCAAACGGCGAAAAUUGCAGGAAGAGCAGCGUAAUGCAAAUGGCUCUAACGACAGUACACCGACGAACCAGCAUCGUGUUCGCCGCGGUGUUCAAGAAGACCACAGCAGCUAUCCUACAUUCGAUCCCGCAGGAGCUGGCUGGAGUGUGCGCCAAAUCACUCAUGACAUGAUGGUUAACAAGAAAGCAUCUUUUCAAGCACAAAUCGCAGACACUGCAACUGCGAAUAAAAGUGCCGCUGCCGUGCUUAAGGAAAGGCUGAAGCGGACUGCAUCACAAGCGUCAUUGUCUAGUACAAACGGUGAACAGGACAAGGACAGUCAAGAUAACACGGACAACGGCAGUGUCAUUGGAUCUCCGACCGUCCUAGGAAAGCGGAAGGCCGAUGUGUUAGAUGAGAGUGAAGGCACUCCGGGACGUUCCACUCCACUCGCCCCAUCUACUCCCAAGGGUUUGAUAGAAAACCCACCUCCGGAUACGGUUCGAUUGUGGGAGGAGGGCUAUCAAGAUCGCUAUUACGAACAAAAGUUUAAGGUAGAUCCAAGGGAUCUCGAAUUUCGCCGCAAAGUUGCCAACGCGUACGUCGAAGGUGUUUGCUGGGUGCUGCUUUACUAUAUGCAAGGAUGUGCUUCAUGGGGCUGGUAUUACCCUUAUCACUACGCCCCUUUCGCUCAAGACUUCGUGGACAUUGCAAACCUGAACAUCAAAUUUGAAAAGGGAACGCCAUUCCGUCCGUACGAACAGCUCAUGUCUGUCCUUCCCGCAGCAUCAAGACAUGCAAUACCUGAGUUAUUCCAUCCGUUAAUGACGGAGGAAGAUAGCCCGAUAUAUGACUUUUAUCCGACUGACUUCGAGUUGGACCUAAAUGGAAAGAAAUUCGCCCAUCAAGGAGUCGUACUCCUUCCCUUUAUUGAUGAGCAACGUCUGCUAAAGCACAUGCACGAGCUAUACCCCCAACUGACGGAGGAUGAGAAAGUCCGAAACGACGUUGGCAAGGAACAUCUAUACUUCUCCACGAAGCACCCAAUGUACAAGGAGUUGGCGCUCAACUGGUAUACCAAGAAGCAAGGUGCAGCUAAGAUCAACCUAAAGCCGAGGACGAGCCUAGGAUUACUAGGAAAGGUUGAAAAAGACGAAAAUUAUAUCCCUGACAGUGGAUUAUAUUUCCCUUUGUCCAGCGCAAGCAUGCCGAACCUGGAGGUUGAUAAUUCAAUGAGUGUAAUCUACGAGAUGCCAAAAUCCACCCAUAUACAUAAGUCUAUGCUGCUUCGUGGGGUUAUACUACCACCAGCUGAGCUUACGAGGGAGGACCUGCAAACUGUUCACAACAAGGCCGGAAUGACGGGCCGUAAUUUUGGUGGCGCACCUCUACGUGACAGCAGUGGAGGACGCAUCAACUACGCUAAUCCAAUUUCUCAACAUCUGAACCCAAACUUCGAUCCGAGCCAGUUUACUCGUGCACCUCCACCGCCCCACAUCGCAGCUCAGAUGGGCUUCGUUCCUCCACCGCCUCCCAAUUGGACCGGUCCCCCUGUGGGAGGACAUGGUGGCAAUCCUUAUUCAAGCAGGAGCUAUCAAAAUAAUCAGGGCUACCAAGGAGGACAGAACUACAACAGUGGAUACCGUGGCGGUAGUAAUCAAGGAUACGAUGGAUACUGGGGCAAUGGUAAUCAGGCUUACGAUAACCGGUACCAAAACCAAUACCCUCCUCCCCCAAUACCUCCACAACAAGGAUACAAUGGCUAUGGGAUGGGGAACAGGGAUCGUAGGGAUGGCUAUAACGAUGGGUACCGCGGCGCCCGAGGUGGCAGAGGCGGUCCACCACGGUACUAGCGUUUCAAUUGUGUAUAUAGUGUCCACACAAAUGUAUCAUAGCGCUCCUCGUUCUACGGGGGCAUUUGCACGACAUUGUUUACCUCCUGGCUUUGCUGAUAACAUUGCCGUGCAAGCUGCAGGCGAUUCAAAAUGUCAGGCAUGAGAUUGUACACAUCAAGUACGUACCUUUUGACGACCG